GGAGGUUUAAGCCGCAGAGCAAGAGAAGGUGUGGCCUCGGUUGCUAAGAAGCGGCUUGGGGAUAGCUCGUGUCGCUAGUCGAGUUUUCUUUCUCCGUUUUGUUGUAAUCGCGGCCGGGAAGGCGGAGGUGGCUGGACCAUGAGUCAAGAUGAAAGAUUUGCUUUCAUUGCAGAAUGGUAUGAUGCAAAUGCUUCACUUUUUCGACGUUAUGAGCUUUUGUAUUACCCUAAAGAUGGAUCAGUGGAAAUGUAUGACAUGAAGAAUCGCUUCAGAUUCUUAAAUCGCACUAAAUAUGAAGAUCUGAAUUUUAAAGAUUUCUUUGUGGGCAACAGAAUUACUAUUUUUUCACGCCACCUCAAUUUGGUGGACUAUGCAGAUCAAUAUACCUCUCGCGUGUUGGGCAGUUGCAAAGAAAGAACCUUGGCAUUAUUAAAACCAGAUGUAGCACUCAGACUUGGAGAAAUUAUUGAUAUGAUUAUUAAUUCUGGUUUUACAAUAACAAAGGCUAAAAUGGUGAAACUUACAAGGGGAGAAGCAAUGGAUUUACACGCAGACCAUCAAGCUAAGCCUUACUACAAUGAGCUUCUUGAGUUUAUUACAAGUGGCCCUGUUGUUGCCAUGGAGAUUUUGGGAGAUGAUGCCAUAGGCAGAUGGAAACAAUUAUUAGGACCCGCAAAUUCAGUUGUAGCCCGAACCGAUGCUCCAAACAGCAUUAGAGCACGUUUUGGAAGUGACAACAUAAGAAAUGUGGCUCAUGGCCCUGAUUCCUUUGCCUCUGCUGCUAGUGAACUGGAAUUAUUCUUUCCUUCCAAUGGAGGCCGUGGACCCGCAGGCACUGCAAACUAUACACAUUGUACUUGCUGUGUUAUUAAACCUCAUGCAAUUAAAGAAGGUCUAGCUGGAAAGAUUAUAAAAGCAAUUCUUGAUGGAGGAUUUGAUAUCUCAGCCUUGCAGAUGUUCUAUAUGGACCGAGCAAAUGCAGAAGAAUUCUAUGCAGUCUACAAAGGUGUUGUUGCUGAAUAUUCUGAGAUGGUUGUAGAACUCUAUUCAGGACCUUGUAUAGCUCUAGAGAUUCGACAGGUAGAUCCUGAAAAAGUGUUCAGAGACUACUGUGGCCCUUCUGAUCCUGUAAGUAACUUAUUAAGCAACUUAUAACAAAAUAAGACUGAU
This is a messenger RNA of Crotalus tigris (Tiger rattlesnake), 1170 nucleotides long. Its product is annotated as nucleoside diphosphate kinase 7-like. Gene Ontology annotation, cellular component: centrosome. The transcript has 10 exons. The record is from RefSeq and is a predicted model, not a curated record. Gene Ontology annotation, molecular function: ATP binding; nucleoside diphosphate kinase activity. Lineage: Eukaryota; Metazoa; Chordata; Lepidosauria; Squamata; Viperidae. Gene Ontology annotation, biological process: GTP biosynthetic process; UTP biosynthetic process; CTP biosynthetic process. The coding region runs from base 139 to 1155 and encodes 338 amino acids.